Molecule: messenger RNA, 1494 nt
Organism: Dreissena polymorpha
Lineage: Eukaryota; Metazoa; Mollusca; Bivalvia; Myida; Dreissenidae
Product: protein FAM32A-like
Exons: 4
Coding region: 57-401 (114 amino acids)
Cellular component (GO): nucleolus
Source: RefSeq, a predicted model, not a curated record
AUGAUUGUAUGUUGUAGGUACGAAACCUCUUUGAACGAAUGUUAAAGUAAAUAAAGAUGUCUGAAUACGACAAUGUUUGUCGAGGUUCAUUAAAAUUAAAAGGUGUUUCAGAUCAUAAAAUUAAAAAGAAGAAGAAAAGGAAGGAUAAAGACAAGGAGCUUGACAAGUACCUGCAGAGUCUGGCAGAGACGCCUGGCACAUCAGAGCAGCAGCCUGCGCAGAGGGCUGACACACGGACCAAGGCAGAGAUUGCCUUUGAGAAGAGAAAGGAGAAGAAGAUGGCCCAGCAAAUCCUGGAGAGGGCAACAAAAAGUCACAAAGAAAGAAUUGUAGAGUUCAACCAGCACCUUGACAAUCUCACUGAGCACUUUGACAUCCCCAAAGUGAGCUGGACAAAGUGAGGGACAUUUGGGUCAUGGUGGGACACAAGCUGUGUGUGGAAGGAAGAACUCUCAGCUUCUGUGUUCAGUGAUCACUUAAUGGCUAUGCUUUUAGCACUGUUAAAUAAUUUAUAUUUGUCAGCGUUACAUUUUGUGAGUUUUCAAAAAAUGUUUUGUGGACAUGGAUUUCUGAUUUUGAAAAAAAAGGUAUUUGCGUUAGUAAUUUUCCGAUAUAUUAAACUCGUUGAUCGGGCAACCCACAAAAUCCACAAAAAAAGAAUGUUGUACGAAUUAUAAUGAUUUUACAGUAUAUGUAAACACUAAUUGUAUGUAGACGAUAGUUUGAAAGAUGAAUCAGCCUUAAAGUCUUGGAUUUGAGGUUUAUCCCUAACCCUUACCCUAACCCCUAACCCUAACCCUAACCCUAACCCUUGGAAAACUGGGCUUAAUACUUGUGCAUAAAGUGUCGUCCCAGAUAAGAUUGUUAAAUCUGCUCAAGCUAAUCAGCAACAACUCUUUCAACUGUAAUGGAUUUUUUUUUAAGGUUGUCUCAUCUGAGCAAAAAUCCCGUUUAGGUGGAUAGUGUUAUCACUGAUUAGCCCGUACAGGCUGCAUAUGCUAAUCUUGAACGAAACUUUAUGUACAUACAUAAAUCUCCCUUAGCCCAGAGCAUGGCUCAUUUGUUUUCACCUGUUAUAUUGACAUAGGUCUUAGGUAUAUGAUGUGUUGGCCCAUUGGUGUGUAUAUAAAAUACAAAUUAACACAUACUAGUAGCAUCAGAAUUGGCUUAGCUCUGCUUCUGCAAUUGAUUUACAAAUUGGUGCACACUGUUAUUAUUCCUUUCUGAAUUUGUCCACUUGGAUUUUUUUAUAAUUAUUAAUGCUGCAUGUAUCUCAUUGAUCAGAUGAUAAAACUUGUAUGCAAUUAUUUUUACUUUAUUUGAAUUGUUUGUACUGUGUUUUCGGGUAUUGUAAUUAUAUUAUUAACUAACAUUUAUUUCUUCAACUGUUUAAAUGAAAAUGGUGUGAUGUAAAAUAAUGUCUAUUGUCAUGCUCUGUCUUACAAGUUUCACAUUUUGAAAUGUAUGUUUGUAAUUAAAUUAAAUUAACAUAAA